Molecule: messenger RNA, 435 nt
Organism: Gossypium arboreum
Lineage: Eukaryota; Viridiplantae; Streptophyta; Magnoliopsida; Malvales; Malvaceae
Exons: 3
Coding region: 77-310 (77 amino acids)
Source: RefSeq, a predicted model, not a curated record
CACUAUACAAAGUGGAAUUGGCUAUAAAAAGCCAUGUUGAGGGGAGUGAGAGAGAUCAGCCAAGCAACAGCCAGCCAUGGGUGGAGGCAAUGGCCAGAAAUCAAGAAUGGCUCGUGAGAAACACAUGGAGAAAAACAAACCCACAAAGGGUAGUCAGCUGGAAUCAAACAAGAAAGCCAUGACCAUCCAGUGCAAGGUUUGCAUGCAGACAUUCAUAUGCACCACAUCAGAGGUGAAGUGCAAGGAACAUGCUGAAGCAAAGCACCCAAAGUCUGAUAUCUUUGCUUGCUUCCCUCACCUUAAGAAAUGAAAUCAAGUUUGUGUAUUUGUGUGAUUAAAUUUGAAGUUUGUGUUAAAAGUUGUUGCCAAGGUAUUGGAUUCCCACACAAUUCAUACUUGUUUUGUGCUAUUAUAUAUGGUAUACUUGUUAUAUAA